Messenger RNA from Puma concolor (puma), 1242 nucleotides. The record is from RefSeq and is a predicted model, not a curated record. Lineage: Eukaryota; Metazoa; Chordata; Mammalia; Carnivora; Felidae.
GGCCUGGUGAAUGUGGUGCUGAUCCCAGACAACGGCACAGGUGGGUCCUGGUCCUUGAAGUCCCAGGUGCCUCGGGGUCCGAGUCCUCCUCUGCAGUUCCACCCCCAGGGCCCCCGCUUCAGUGUCCAGGGGAGUCAAGUGGCCUCCUCAUUGUGGACUUUCUCCUUUGGCCUUGGAGCUUUCAGUGGCCCAAGGAUCUUUGACAUCCGCUUCCGGGGAGAACGACUAGCUUAUGAGAUCAGUCUCCAGGAGGCCUUGGCCAUCUAUGGUGGAAAUUCCCCCGCAGCAUUGCUCACCCGCUAUAUCGAUGGCAACUUUGGCAUGGGCAAGUACUCCACUCCCCUGACCCGGGGGGUGGACUGCCCCUACCUGGCCACCUACGUGGACUGGCACUUCCUUCUGGAGUCCCAAGCCCCUAAGACAAUACGUGAUGCCAUUUGUGUGUUUGAACAGAACCAGGACGCCAAUGGGGCCAUAGAGGUCCGACUCCAUGCCACCGGCUACAUCAACUCAGCAUUUCUCUUUGGUGCUGCCCGAAGUUACGGGAACCAGGUUGGGGAGCACACGCUGGGCACCGUCCAUACCCACAGCGCCCACUUCAAGGUGGAUCUGGAUGUAGCAGGGAAACCAUCCUCCCUGGCAGGUCCCCAGCAGGAGAAGACUGAGGAGCAGGCCGCCUUCCCCCUGGGAGGCACCCCACCCCGCUACGUGUACCUGGCCAGCAACCACAGCAACAAGUGGGGUCACCCGCGGGGCUACCGCAUCCAGAUGCUCAGCUUUGCUGGGGAGCCGCUGCCCCAGAACAGCUCCAUGGAGAGAGCCUUCAGCUGGGGAAGGUACCAGCUGGCCGUGACCCGGCGGAAGGAAGAGGAGCCCAGCAGCACCAGCAUCUACAAUCUGAACGACCCUUGGACUCCCACUGUGGACUUCACUGACUUCAUCAACAACGAGACCGUUGCAGGGCAGGACUUGGUGGCCUGGGUGACAGCUGGCUUCCUGCACAUCCCACAUGCAGAAGACAUUCCCAACACGGUGACUGUGGGGAACGGUGUGGGCUUCUUCCUCCGACCCUACAACUUCUUUGACCAGGACCCUUCCUUCGAUUCUCCUGAUUCCGUCUAUUUCCGGGGGGACCAGGAUGCUGGGGCCUGCGAGGUCAAUCCCAUGGCCUGCCUCCCCCAGGCUGCUGCCUGUGCCCCAGACCUCCCUGCCUUCUCCCACGGGGGCUUCUCUCACAGCUAG